AUGAACCGACAUUCCAAAAUACCUGUACCUGUGAGAACCAUGGAAUCAACAGCCUCAACACCAGCAACAGAAAGAUUUAUGUUAGGCCAAAAUAGAGAUAACAUCAAACUCCCAAAGAUACACAAUUAUUCUAGUGAAAAGUAUUUAAAGAAAAAUAAAUCUUAUUCAAGAUUAAAUGACAUAAUUAAUUAUGACUAUGAUGCUGAUUUUCAAAAUUUAAACAGCAACAGACCAGGAUCAAUGAAUUAUCCUUCAACAACUAAUUCUAUUAAUGAGGUUACAAUGAAACGCUAUCACAGCACAGGACACGUUUAUCCUCGAGAUUCUCUCAUCAACAAUCCAACUAACAAUUUUAAAUUAUUAGAUAAAAGCUCAAUUGCAUGGCCUUUUACAAAGGAAGAUAAAUUUACUGAAGGUUAUCUGAAAAUGCAAAGUUUAAUGAAUGCCAAAAAGAAAGAUUAUUUAAAAAAAAAAGCACAAACGAAUAGAUUAAUAAAAAAUGCUGUUCCUCAGUUACCCAAAACUUUGUUCCAGUCAAAAGAUGUUUAUAAUUUCAAUUUGGAUGAUUAUGAUUCAAGCUGCGAUUCAACAUUUGAUACAAGAAGGGAUGUCCUUAUAACAGAUAACGUAUAUAAUUUACCGUCACACAGGCGGGAUUUAGACAUAACUGAAUUAAAUUGGUUUAAAAAUAUGGGACGUACCACAAAUUUGUUCUUCCGGAAGUUGUCCACAAUGCAACACUUUCGAGAUUAUAUAAAGAAACAAGAAAUCUUAUGCUUUUACGAAAAUUGA
This is a messenger RNA of Helobdella robusta, 792 nucleotides long. RefSeq lists its product as hypothetical. The transcript is spliced from 2 exons. NCBI's taxonomy places the organism in Eukaryota, Metazoa, Annelida, Clitellata, Rhynchobdellida, Glossiphoniidae. The coding region runs from base 1 to 792 and encodes 263 amino acids. The record is from RefSeq and is a predicted model, not a curated record.